This is a messenger RNA of Saimiri boliviensis boliviensis (Bolivian squirrel monkey), 2237 nucleotides long. Lineage: Eukaryota; Metazoa; Chordata; Mammalia; Primates; Cebidae. The record is from RefSeq and is a predicted model, not a curated record.
CAGGUCGCCCGCCGGUCACGCCCCCCACGUGACGCCUGGGCACUAUAAAUAGCCGCAGGCGGCAGCGGCAGCAGCGGCUGGAGCCGGCUCUGCUGUGGAGGGGCGGCGCCCUGCCCAGGGCCCAGCGCCACGGGCACCCCUCAGCCAGGCGCACAUGGAAACGGCGGGAUGCCUGCAGCGCGGAUGCUGUGUGCCGUGGAGCCGCCUGGGAUUCAUGGAGUGCGCCGUGGGGUCCAGCCCUGAGCACCGCUGCCCCCGACGUCCCCGAGCCUGCUGCUGAGCGUCCCCGCACUGCUGGCUGUCACCAUUGCCCUCGACUGCCGAUGGCCUCUGCUGUCCAGCCUGGGGCCAGCUCUACUGCCUGAGCCGCCCGCCCCCCUCCAGGACUCACCGUACCCCGAUGGGGUAACGUGACAGGGGCCCCGCACAUCAGAGGCCACUGUCCCCACGGCCGCUGCCCGUGACCCCUGGCCCAAGGGUGCUGGAGUUGAUUCAGUUCAAGUUCAUUCUUCCUCUGGCCGCUGGGGGCUUGGGGCCCGCCUCUGAGUGAAGAAGGCUGUCUGCCCGUCCACCGAUGUGGAGGGCGCGCGCCCGGCGUGGGGUCCGGCUCUGGGCACCGUGUGGCGGCUGGAUUUACUUCGGGUUUUUACGUUUUCUUUGCUGAGUUCCUUUGGUAGUUCUUUUUAUUUUUUGCCCCUUUAGGACCAUCCAGCUCUGAGAGACGGGAGUUUGGAGUUGCCCACAGUACUUUGGGGGCUGUUUUGUUCUUUGCUUUUUUAAGGGUUGGAUUUUCUUUUUUAAUUAUCCAAACUCUGGGCAGCUUCCUCCCCCACGCCCAAGUUAUUUGCACAAUAUUUGUGCGGGGUGUGGGGGUGGGUUUUUAAAAAGAUCUCUUUCUGUCGGACAAGCACAGGGAUCUCGUUCUCCUCAUUUUUGAGGGGUCGUGGGGACUCUCAGGUCUGUGUCCCCAGCCUUCUCUGCAGCCCCUUUCCGCCCUGUGCGGCCGGCGUCGGGAGGCGCCAUGGCUCGGAUGAACCGCCCGGCCCCCGUGGAGGUGAGCUACAAACACAUGCGCUUCCUCAUCACCCACAACCCCACCAACGCCACCCUCAGCGCCUUCAUUGAGGACCUGAAGAAAUACGGGGCCACCACCGUGGUGCGCGUGUGCGAAGUGACGUACGACAAAGCGCCGCUGGAGAAGGACGGCAUCACAGUUGUGCAGUGGGCCAGGCCCCGGUGGAAACGCCUGUUGAGGGUCCUGCUCUCAGAAACGGGGCCUGCUUGUCCCACAGCCCCGUCUUCAGUCCUUCCUGGCACCUGGGCUGUGUGUGGCACGUGCCAGCCGUCUUCGCAUGCUGCCACAGGGGACAGGAUCCCUUGCACCAGCCGACCCAAAACCUCUCAGGCUGCCACCGGCACACAGGACUGGCCGUUUGACGACGGGGCGCCCCCACCCGGCAAGGUCGUGGAAGAUUGGUUGAGUCUGGUGAAGGCCAAGUUCUGUGAGGCCCCGGGCAGCUGCGUGGCUGUGCACUGCGUGGCGGGCCUGGGCCGGGCUCCAGUCCUUGUGGCGCUGGCCCUUAUCGAGAGCGGGAUGAAGUACGAGGACGCCAUCCAGUUCAUCCGUCAGAAGCGCCGUGGAGCCAUCAACAGCAAGCAGCUGACCUACCUGGAGAAAUACCGACCUAAACAGAGGCUGCGGUUCAAAGACCCACAGACGCACAAGACCCGCUGCUGUGUCAUGUAGCUCAGGACCUCGGCUGGGCCUGGCUUCCGGGCCUGGGGCCCAUGGUGGCCCUGCCGUGCCGUGCCCUGCCCAGCCCAGCCCAGCCCAGCCCAGCAGGGGCUCCGUGCCUUGGCCGGCCCCACCUGCCUUUCCGCCCCCCGAUGCCCCCCAUUCCCCCCAUCCCCUUAUCCCCCCGCACCCCCUCCCCACUCCUGGAUCUUUGUCCUGUCCCUGCAGUUUCCAUUGGUGGCGCUGCCCCUGGCUCUGUCUCUCCGCGGUGGGUGGGGUGCCCUCUUCCCCAGCCCCCCGGCCCGCCCCCUCCCACGCCAGCCGGGGCUGGGCUCCUCCGGCCUGUUUGUUGCAGGGCGGGGGUGUAUUUUGUGACCACUGGGCCCAGCCCCUCCUCUGCAGCCCCUUGCCCUGACCUGUUCUCGGCACCUUAAGUUAUUAGACCCCGGGACAGUCAGGUGCUCCGGAUGCUCGAAGGCAAUAAAACAGGAGCCGUGCCGUG